CAAAACCGCCCAUAUUCUACCACUGUGCAUGUUUACCCCUACAAAUCCGUAUGGCAAAUUAUACAAAUCCGGAUGAUUACAAUCAUGAUCUUUACGAUGAAGAAAAUUGGGACAACGACGAUCCGUAUGGCGGAGAUCCAUAUGAUGGAGAUCCAUACGAUGGAGAUCCAUACGAUACCGGGGAAGGGUCGAGUCAUCCUACGCCUCGUCGGGCAAAUGCAAGAAUGAGACGAGCUGCUGUUGGGAUAUGUAACAUCCACCAUGAUACGUACAUGUGCAAGGAACCGUGCCGUACCUCCGCCUUAACUGGUCAAGCUUGGGUCACCGAGCUAGAAGAGGGAAACCCAAAGCGUAUGUAUCAAUCAUUUCGUAUGAGUAAGAUGAAUUUCUUUUCACUUGUUUACCAACUUGAGCAUAAUUAUGGGUUGCAAGUAUCCGAGCGAAUCUCGGUUGCUGAGCAAGUAGCUAUCUUUCUCUGGAUAAUGGGCCAACGAGCUAAUAAUAGAAAUGCCCAAGAACGUUUUCAACAUUCGGGGGAGACUAUAUCAAGGCAGUUUCAUAAUGUGCUAAACGCCCUUAAUGCCAUGGCUAUCAAUUGGGUUAGACCAUGGCCUCAACAAGGAGUGCAUAGCAAAAUAGCUAACAAUCCAAGAUAUUAUCCACAUUUCAAGGACUGCAUUGGGGCUAUUGAUGGCACUCACAUAAAAGCCCACCCACCUACGGGCGACCCUAUACAGAAAUGGAUUGGUCGGAAAGAAUAUCCAACACAAAACAUUAUGGCCGCAUGUGACUUUGAUAUGUGCUUCACGUUCGUGUUAUCGGGAUGGGAAGGAAGUGCGCACGACACAAGAAUUUUUUAUGAUUGUAUAAGGAAUCCUGCGUUAAAUUUUCCAACACCACAAGGAGUUUAGUCCUGCGA
Messenger RNA from Rhododendron vialii, 919 nucleotides. RefSeq lists its product as uncharacterized. The transcript has 2 exons. The record is from RefSeq and is a predicted model, not a curated record. The coding region runs from base 51 to 911 and encodes 286 amino acids. NCBI's taxonomy places the organism in Eukaryota, Viridiplantae, Streptophyta, Magnoliopsida, Ericales, Ericaceae.